AUGGAUGUAUUAAAAGAGAAAAUUGGGAAAGAAAUUGGGGCAGGUCGAGUUAAAGGUCCUUUCCAGGAACCUCCCUUUAAAAUUUUUAGAGUAUCUCCCUUGGGAUUAGUUCCAAAAGUUCAGAUAGGAGAAUUCAGGAUUAUUCAUGAUCUUUCUUCACCUGAGGGUAAUUCAAUGAAUGAUGGAAUUUGCUCCGAUUGUAAAUCUGUAAAAUAUCAAUCAGUAGAUGAUGCUUGUCAUCUUAUUCUGCAGUUUGGUAGAGGAUGUCAGCUAGCAAAAGUUGAUGUGGAGCAUGCUUAUAAGUUAAUUCCAGUACACCCAGACAAUUUUAACUUGUUCGGGUUUGCUUUAGAUGAUGGUUUUUAUUUUGAUAAAACGUUGCCUAUGGGCUUGAGCUACUCCUGUCAGUUGUUUGAAGUGUUCAGCACAUCAUUGCAUUGGAUAGCAGAGAAUAAAUUGGGUAUACAAGGUUGUGUACAUAUUCUUGACGAUUUUCUAUUUGUUUCCCCUGCCCCGGCUAGGCUGUGUCAGGUUGGAUUAGAUAGGUUUAUGACAAUGGCAGAGCGGAUAGGUCUCCCAAUUAAGCAGGAGAAGACUGUUUUACCUACAACUUGCUUAGUAUUUAUGGGGUUAGAGUUGGAUACAGUGGCAAUGGAAAUUAGAUUGCCAUUAGAAAAAUGUCGGAAAAUGGUGAAAAAGUUCAUGGCAAGAAAUUGGACGACACUUAGGGAAUUACAGUCUCUGAUAGGUCUGUUGAAUUAUGCUUGUGCAGUUGUAUUGCCAGGUCGCACAUUUUUGCGUAGGAUAACUGAUCUGGCAUACAACAACCAAACGAAAAGAGGGGGCUUAAUAAGGAGGCAAAGCUAG
Molecule: messenger RNA, 867 nt
Organism: Ostrea edulis (European flat oyster)
Lineage: Eukaryota; Metazoa; Mollusca; Bivalvia; Ostreida; Ostreidae
Exons: 1
Coding region: 1-867 (288 amino acids)
Source: RefSeq, a predicted model, not a curated record